Diceros bicornis minor is the source of this 6010-nucleotide messenger RNA. RefSeq names its product RAB11 family interacting protein 2 (gene RAB11FIP2). Gene Ontology annotation, cellular component: endosome; phagocytic cup. The coding region runs from base 397 to 1935 and encodes 512 amino acids. Gene Ontology annotation, biological process: regulated exocytosis. The transcript has 5 exons. Gene Ontology annotation, molecular function: small GTPase binding. NCBI's taxonomy places the organism in Eukaryota, Metazoa, Chordata, Mammalia, Perissodactyla, Rhinocerotidae. The record is from RefSeq and is a predicted model, not a curated record.
UCCCUCCUCCGCCGCCCUCCGCCCGGCCCUGGAGGCCAGGCCUCACCUGCCCGCAGGCCCGGGAGCCGCCCGCCGCCGCCGAGGGCCCGUCCCCGGGGCCGCGGAGCCUGAAGGUGCAGACGCGAGGCGCGGGCGUCCGCGCGGAGGCCGGGACGGCGCGGCCAGGUGAUGCUGGGCCCCUGUGCUUCUCCAGAGGAAAGGGGACCCCCAGAGCAGCCGUGCCCCCGGGCUGCCCCGGUGAGGCCAUUUGACAUCGGCCCUCGGGAAGUUGGGCAGCUGUGAGUUUGCCGGUCUCUGUUAAGUGCCCUUAGGAUGCAGGGUUUAAGGAAUUAGGCUCCCCCCACCGGGAGGGGCACUGCCUGCGCUUGUGAACUCGCUGCGGAGAAGCAGCACAGCAUGAUGCUGUCCGAGCAAGCCCAGAAGUGGUUUCCAACCCACGUGCAGGUCACAGUGCUCCAAGCCAAAGAUCUUAAGCCAAAAGGCAAAAGUGGCACCAAUGACACAUACACUAUAAUUCAGCUGGGCAAGGAAAAGUACUCCACCUCAGUAGCUGAGAAAACCCUUGAGCCGGUCUGGAAGGAGGAGGCCUCUUUUGAGCUACCUGGCUUGCUAAUGCAGGGGAAUCCAGAGAAAUACAUUCUUUUCCUCAUAGUUAUGCACAGGUCCCUGGUGGGUCUGGAUAAGUUUUUAGGGCAGGUGGCAAUCAAUCUCAAUGACAUCUUUGAGGACAAACAAAGAAGGAAAACAGAGUGGUUUAGAUUAGAAUCCAAACAAGGAAAAAGAGCCAAAAAGAGGGGUGAGAUAAAGGUCAAUAUUCAAUUCAUGAGGAACAAUAUGACAGCAAGUAUGUUUGACUUAUCAAUGAAGGACAAAACAAGAUCUCCUUUUGCAAAAUUAAAAGAUAAGAUGAAAGGUAGAAAAAGUGAUGGGACAUUUUCUGAUACAUCUUCUGCAAUCAUUCCAAGUUCUCACAUGCCUGAUGCCAAUACUGAAUUUUCAAGUGGUGAAACACAGAUGAAAUCCAAACCAAAAAAGCCUUUCCUUUUGGGUCCUCAGCGACUCUCUUCAGCACACUCAAUGUCUGAUUUAACUGGGGCCCACAUGUCUUCUGAGAAACUGAAGUCUGGCACUGUUGGUCAAACACAUCUUCUCGGACGCCAGAUAGAGUCCUUUGGAGCAGUUCCGGAAAGUGGAAGUCUCAAAUCUCCACACAGAAGAACAUUAAGCUUUGAUACUUCUAAAAUGAACCAACCUGACAGCAGUGUGGAUGAAGGUGAAUCGUCUUUCGGAAGACAAAAUGACCCAUUUACAAAUGUGACUGCUUCAUUACCCCAAAAAUUUGCAACACUGCCAAGGAAGAAAAAUCCAUUUGAAGAAAGCAAUGAGUCAUGGGACAGCAGCAUGAAUUUAUUUUCAAAAUCAGUUGAAGUAAGAAAAGAAAAUAAAAGAGAGAAAAGGGAGAAAGUUAGCCUAUUUGAAAGAGUGACUGGAAAAAAGGAUAGCAGAAGAUCUGAUAAACUUAACAAUGGGGGAUCCGAUAGCCCUUGUGACUUGAAAUCACCUAAUGCAUUUAGUGAAAAUCGUCAGGACUAUUUUGAUUAUGAGUCAACUAAUCCGUUUACAACAAAAUUCAGGGCUUCAAAUAUAAUGCCAUCUACAAGUUUUCAUAUGAAUCUGACAAGCAAUGAAGACCUCAGGAAAAUCCCGGACAGCAACCCUUUUGAUGCCACUGCAGGGUACCGUGGUCUGACCUACGAGGAGGUUCUCCAGGAGCUGGUGAAACACAAGGAGCUCCUUAGGAGGAAAGACACCCACAUCCGGGAACUGGAGGACUACAUCGACAACCUCCUCGUGAGGGUCAUGGAGGAAACGCCCAGUAUUCUCAGAGUGCCCUACGAACCAUCCAGGAAAGCUGGCAAAUUCUCCAAUAGUUAAUAAGCCGACUGUGCUGCAUUUAUAAUUGGGGAAAAAAAGAAAGGAAGAGAGAGAAAAAAGGAAAACUGUUACUGAAGGAGACUACACUAACAGGUUUCAUUGCAUAUUCUUCUUCAUUGUGAAAAAUUGUUUUACCUGUAAAUAUUAGCAAGGACUAUCAAGAGUGACCUUUGAAGUGAGCUAAAUAAUUUAAACUUUUAAAGUGAAAAUGGGCCAGAUUCUCAAUGAAUAAGCAGUUCCUUAGGAUUCACUUAGGUGCUGGUGCUGGCCUGCUAAUCUGCCAGAAGCCUAGAAAUAUCUUCGGAAGUAUAUGACUUAUUCCUCAGGAAUAGAUUUCUCAUAAAGCAGAAUCGAUACUGUGGUUGGUUUCUCAGAAGUCAAUUUGUGGACAUAUUUAGCUGCAGGAAUACUGCUCGUUAUAAGCACUACUAAACAAAGUUCAUAUUUUAUAUGCAUAUAUACAUGAAUAUAUGUUCAUGUAUCUUUGUAUAUAAAAUACAUGCGUAUACCUCAUAUAUAUAUGUGUUUUUAGAACAUUUAAAAGCAACUGGUUGCCUCUAAAAUUAGGGUACCAAUUUCUUAAUUGGAAAAUGUAUGUGUGCUCUAUGGGUGCAAAACAGAUCAUCGUUGCUACUGUUAUGGUUUGUAUAACAGAGAAGCUGCUUCAAAUCACUCUUGACUAUGUGAACCUUGGUUUCAAAACAAGCUGCUGCUACAUAUUAUUCCAGCAUCAAGGUUUUGCUCUUUUUCCAAAAGUAAUGAUCCAAAGAAUGACAUAUUUUAGGAAACUUCAUUAACUUCACAACAGCAUGAAUUUCUUGAAUUAAUUUUUUAUCUUAACAUUUGAGUUCUGUUUAAGCUAUAAGCAGAAGAUAAGCUAAUGUAAUUUGUUUUGUUGAGAUUCUGAAUGCCUUUAAAUCACUAGCAACGAAAAUAUUAAGAAGUUGUGUCUGAAGAUAAUUUGGGGGGAAAAAUGUAGGUGAGGAUCUGAUGCCUGACAACCCAAAGCAGUGGGCAAAUCCUAGGAGUGGAGAAUUAGGCUUGGUUUCACGUUACAUCAAUAAUAGAACAGAUGGUUGCAUUUGGGUCUUGAACCAAAAUAAGAAUUACUAAAGGAGUGAGUUUUUAGAACAGAUCUUUCCUAGCAUGACAUUAUACACUAUUUACAUCAGCUCUUUAAGAAUUGAUUUAUCACAAGAUUGUAUGUUGGCUUUUUUUUGUCUGCUCCUCCAAAAUGUUGAUUACUUCCAUGAAUUAUCUCUAUAUGUACAAAAUUAGUCUGAAAUUUAAAGUGAAAAUAAUGGUAUGAAAAUAUUACUAACCGUCUACUGCUUAUGUUUUACCUUAUAAAUCUAAAAUACAUACUGUAACACAUUGAAUCUGUGUCUUCUGAAUUUAAAAUGAAAAAUUCACCUGUAUAUGGAGACAUACAUUCCCCAAUCUUUUAAUGAACUGCAUUUUAGUCUAUUUAUCUCUACUAAGACUUCAUUGAAAGUUAAAUGCAAAGCAGGUAUAGUAAUAGUUUUGUUCAUUUUAAUAUUUUCAAUCAGAUAAUCAUUGGCCAAGCUUAUAUUCAUAAGCUAAAAUUCCUUGUUAUUUGUAUUUUCUGAGUUUCUUUAGUUUUCCUCUGAGAGCAUACAUUUUGAAAUUCUGGAAAUUUUUCCCAAAUAUAAAAAAUAAUUUUUUAAAAUGAAGAAAUGGAGAAGCAAAAGUAGCUUUUACCAACUUUUUCCUCCAUCUAUAAAUUUCUGUAAUAAACCUCAAAAUCUGGUGUGGAAUUUUAUUCUCCCAUCUGAGGUCUUGGUAAUUAUUGUGUUUUAAUAUGGUGCCCUUUUUAGUUAACAUUUAUUAAAUAGUACAAAAUUCUUAGCAUUUGUUUUUUCUGUUAGUAUAAUUAAGCUCUUCUUACACUUUUUAAAAUACUAAAAUCCAUGUGUUUUCAGUAUUAUGACAGAUUAGCUGCAGAUAUUUUAAUAUGCUUAGGCCAAAUUUGCUGUUUAUAGAAUGAACCAAGAUGUAAGUUUUGUAUUAGGGUACAUGUUUUAUGUAAAUAGAGCUCAUUAAAAAGUGUAGUUCAGGUACUGCUAUUCUUUUUAUGACAAAAUUCAUUUUUAAGGAGAGAUUCUUUGCCUGUAAAAAAACUUAAAGAUUAGACUUAUGCAUACUUAAGUCAUUUGGUUAUAACGGAAUCAAUAUUUUUAUCUUUAAAUCUGAGACAAGAGUUGUGUUGAAAACUGGAUCUGCAUUUAUCACUGCCUGAGAAUAUCCUGUUUCAGUGUUGAUGAACUUCCACUCAUGACCUAGAGUAAAACUUAUUCUAUAUUUUCGUUUUGGUCAAUGUAAUAAACUAAAACCAAAAAAGUAAAAAUGAGCCCCAAGUAAAUAUAUCAGUGUUGCCUGUGUUUUGGCAAAGUGAAAACAGAGUAGUUUUAAUUUCUAGCAUUGUAGAAAAAGGCCGAAAGAUCACCUUAGUUUAUUUUUCGAAAAUGUAACUUUUAAGUGUUUUUAAUGGUAUAUUUUGUUAGUAGCUUAGAAAUGGAAAUAAAAUAUAUGUACUCAUUAAACAAUGCACAGCACAGUAGACUUAUGAACAGAUUUUACUUUUGCUUUCAUGCUUAAAAAAUGCAUGCUCAAAAAUAUUUCCACUAAUAAGAGGUUUUUUUAAAUCACAGGAUCGACAUUUAUGUCAAACCUAUCUUAAGCUAACAUACUUCUGUUACAUGAUUAAAAUGUUUCUGCUAUGAUAUUUAAAACAGUGUUGUUUUACAGCCAGUUCCUCUCCCAGUUCUGAAAUUCAGCUUUGAAAGUAUCGAACAUACUGUCCUGCCACUUAGGCUUCAAGUUUCAUUUGUUGAAUACUAGGGUCGUAUCUUAGAAUUGUAUAUAAAAUGACGUGUCACUCAUUCAUGAAAAAUGUUCAAGUAUUGCUUUUUGCUGCUAUAUUCUGCCUUGAGCCCAGUUUUGCCAUCCUCCCGUGAAUGUAGUAUUAUCCAUAGGUUAUUCAUAACUACAUCUAUUGCUUUUGGCAGUAAAUAAAGAUUUAGUUGUAAUUUUCCAGCUGUGAAAAUGUUUCCUUGUAUUUAAAAGGGUUUCAUGAAUGGAAACCUAAGUAAAACACAGCUCAUUAGUGACAGACUUGCUUUCCUCACAUCCUUCCUUCACCAGCUCCUGCGGCCUCACGACCCCCUGCUCAUCAUCCCCGUAAGGGUGCUUAUUCUUUAGCAAGGAGAAUUUUAAAAAAACGAAAAAAAACCCUGUUUUUAGUAUAUCUAGUAAUUGUUACACUAGAGCUUUUAUUUUCCUCUGUAGCUUUUUAGGAAAAGCAGCCUACCUUGUAUUUGUAAAUCAAGCUGAAAGUUUUUGGUGUCCGUGUACUCAUGUGUCCUGUAGAUAUGGAAGGUCCCUGUGUGUGUGUAAGUGAAGUGUGAUGCAUGCUCAUUCACUUGAUCUCCCUGAAGUAAGAGUAAAGGAUCGCAGUGCUGCAGGUUCACGAUGGUGGAUGUAAGGGUCUGUCAGCACACAGUGAAAGCCCCCGUUUCCACAGAUUUAUAACUUCAAUAAUCCAGAUGCAAUCAUUGGGAGUAUUUAAUAUGCAGUAAGUAGCACCUUAACUAAUUAAUCUGCAUAUGAAGGGUUUUCUGAUGUAUUUAAUAAGAAGUGUAGAAGCUCUUCAAGCAUUAAACUAGAGUUGAUGUUUUAUUUCAUUUAUUUUCUAUGUCGAAAAAUCCACUCUUACAAGGGAAUUGAAGUCUGUAACAAAUGAUACAUUGGGCCUAUUAAUCUUCAGAGCUUCCAGGUGGUUUGUCUGUUGAGGUACAAAAAAAUGCUGCAGAUCUAGAAAUGUAUGUAUUUAGCAGGUAUUUGAAAGAUAUAGGCGUUAUUGAUAACUGAAGAGUGUUACACUCAUUAAGUAAAAUGUUCUAGUAACUUGUAUACUUUUUUGCAGGUACAAACUCAAAAGUGUGUAAGCAUUGCAUAAUGUGACAGUUGUAUAAUUUAUGUAAUCUGAUGCAUGAAUCAGAAUUUUUAUAUAUGAUAUUGAUUUAUUAUAGUCGAUUAAAGUGUUUAAUCUUAA